Cyphomyrmex costatus is the source of this 1232-nucleotide messenger RNA. RefSeq lists its product as uncharacterized. Lineage: Eukaryota; Metazoa; Arthropoda; Insecta; Hymenoptera; Formicidae. Gene Ontology annotation, cellular component: nucleus; transcription regulator complex. Gene Ontology annotation, biological process: regulation of transcription by RNA polymerase II. Bases 179 to 1225 code for a protein of 348 amino acids. The record is from RefSeq and is a predicted model, not a curated record. The transcript is spliced from 6 exons.
AGCGUUUUCGCGGUGUUUGCAAAAAAGUUGAAACACUUUAAAUUGCCUAUGUAAUUUGCUACUAUAUAGAGCGUUGUUUGUUGCUACGGCUGCUACCAAAGAAAGAUUUAGGAAUUUGAAAAGGAAUAAUUACGUAUUUAGAUUUAGAUUGGGUAUUAUACGUAUAUUUUCAGGGGAGAUGGCUUAUAACGAAAAUGUGCACAUAAAAUGCGGUUACUGCGGGUGGGUCAUGAGAGGAACCUGCAGUAAUAUAGAGGCCCAUGAAUGUUUUCGAAAUUACAAUGAAGAUCUCCAUUUACUUCAGGUGGACAAUGAUCAUGUGGCAAGGAUGAUACCAAGAAACACAUAUGAAGAAAAUGACAUUUCGAAUACUGAGGUUGUUCCAUCAAAACAUCGAAAAUAUUUAGGUGACACAACAAAUGAAUUAUUAAUAGAACUAGUCCAAGCAAGGCCCAGCUUGUGGAAUUAUACGUUGCCAUUGCAGGAGAGGACAAAUAUAAAAAAGGAUGCCCUUUGGGCAGAAAUCUCAAAUGAAAUGGGAGGUGGUAACAUGACCAUAAAGUGGGUCAAAGAUCACUGGAAAUAUUUACGGGACGCAUACAUGAAAGCAAGAAAAGUAAGCAAACAGUAUGUUCCCAGUGGAUCCUCAACAGAUUCUGCAAAAGCAAUAAAAAAACAUUCGUUUCGCUUCUUUGAGCGAAUGAAAUUUUUGGAAAUUUCUGUACAAACAGAAUCUACUAUUUCGUCUCUGCCACUUUCAUCUACUGCUUCUUCUUCUUCGGAGUCUCUAAAUGUAUCAGUAUAUUCACACAACACACACACACCACAACAGGAAAACAUCGCUCCAUUCAGAAAUGAAAAUGAUAUGGACUUGAAUACAAUAGUGUCGCCAUCCUCAUCUCCAGGUGCUUUCCACACUACGCUAAACAGAACAUCCAUGAAUGCAUACGUAAAACCACCAGUCAAGCGUAAUCUAUUAGCAUCAAGUUCAUUACCGAUGAGAAAAGCGAAGAUACCCAAAGUGAGCCCGGAAUCUGAAGAGGUGCAAUUUGCUAUCUUGAAUGCUUUGCGGGAAGAGCGUGUCGGUUCGGAUGCGGUAGAUGGCAUAUUGCUUCGACUUGGCGAAGGACUACGUCGCCUUCCAUACCGGAAAAGGACGGAAUUAGAAAUUGAAUGGCUACAACAACUAAGAGAAGCGGAACUAAAGUACAGUGAAAUACCGUAGAGGAUAC